AUGGCAAAACCUUAUGUGAAAUCCAAGGAGGUGACAGAGUUGGUCAACACACCAUCUUGGAUGGACAAAGGUCUGAGCUCUCAGAAUGAGAUGAAGGAGGAGGAAAGAAGACCAGCUGCUUAUGGGAUGCUUGGAAGCUUAGCUGAAGAGCAUGACAGUAUUGAGGAGGAAGAAGAGGAGGAAGAGGAUGGGGAGAAGCCUAAGAGAAGGGGUCCCAAGAAAAAGAAGAUGACAAAAGCUCGCCUUGAGAGAUUCAGGGCCCGAAGAGUUAAGGCCAAUGCUAGAGAGCGGACCCGGAUGCACGGCUUGAAUGAUGCCCUGGACAACCUGAGGAGAGUCAUGCCAUGUUACUCAAAGACCCAAAAGCUCUCCAAGAUAGAGACUCUAAGACUGGCCAGGAACUAUAUUUGGGCUUUGUCUGAGGUCCUGGAAACUGGACAGACACCUGAAGGGAAGGGCUUUGUGGAGAUGCUCUGCAAAGGUCUGUCUCAGCCCACAAGCAACCUGGUGGCUGGAUGCCUCCAGCUAGGCCCUCAGUCUGUCCUUCUGGAGAAGCAUGAGGAGAAAUCUCCUAUUUGUGACUCUGCCAUUUCUGUCCAUAACUUCAACUAUCAGUCUCCUGGGCUCCCCAGUCCUCCUUAUGGCCAUAUGGAAACACAUCUUAUUAAUCUCAAACCCCCAGUAUUCAAGAGUUUGGGAGAAUCAUCCUUUGGGAGCCAUCCACCUGACUGCAGUACACCACCUUAUGAGGGCCCACUCACUCCACCUUUGAGCAUCAGUGGGAACUUCUCCUUGAAGCAGGAUGGCUCUCCUGACCUAGAUAAAUCCUACAGCUUCAUGCCACAUUACCCCUCUGCAAGUCUAAACUCAGGGCAUGUGCAUUCAACUCCAUUUCAGGCUGCUACACCUCGCUAUGAUGUUCCCAUAGAUAUGUCCUAUGAUUCCUACCCCCACCAUGGCAUUGGGGCCCAACUUAAUACAAUCUUUACUGAUUAG
This is a messenger RNA of Mustela lutreola (European mink), 996 nucleotides long. It is a transcript of the gene NEUROD4, whose product is annotated as neuronal differentiation 4. Gene Ontology annotation, biological process: nervous system development; regulation of DNA-templated transcription. Gene Ontology annotation, molecular function: protein dimerization activity. The record is from RefSeq and is a predicted model, not a curated record. The coding region runs from base 1 to 996 and encodes 331 amino acids. The transcript has a single exon. Lineage: Eukaryota; Metazoa; Chordata; Mammalia; Carnivora; Mustelidae.